This is a messenger RNA of Sorex araneus (European shrew), 992 nucleotides long. RefSeq names its product ubiquitin domain containing 2 (gene UBTD2). Gene Ontology annotation, molecular function: protein binding. The record is from RefSeq and is a predicted model, not a curated record. The transcript is spliced from 3 exons. Lineage: Eukaryota; Metazoa; Chordata; Mammalia; Eulipotyphla; Soricidae. The coding region runs from base 109 to 813 and encodes 234 amino acids.
GGCGCGGGCCGGAGCGCGGCGCAGGCGGCGGCGGCGGCGGCGGCGGCGGCGGCGCGCGCGGGCCCGGACGAGCGCCCGGAGGGGGCGGACGCGGCGCCGGGGGCCCCCAUGGGCGGGUGUGUGGGCGCCCAGCACGAGUCCUCGGGCAGCCUCAACGAGAACUCGGAGGGCACCGGAGUUGCUCUGGGCCGAAACCAGCCUUUGAAGAAGGAGAAGCCCAAAUGGAAGAGCGACUACCCCAUGACGGACGGGCAGCUGCGCAGCAAGCGCGACGAGUUCUGGGACACGGCGCCGGCCUUUGAGGGCCGCAAGGAGAUCUGGGACGCGCUGAAGGCGGCGGCGCACGCCUUCGAGAGCAACGACCACGAGCUGGCCCAGGCCAUCAUCGACGGUGCCAGCAUCACCUUGCCACACGGUGCCCUGACGGAGUGCUACGAUGAACUGGGCAACAGGUACCAGCUGCCGGUGUACUGCCUGGCGCCGCCGAUCAACAUGAUCGAGGAGAAGAGCGACCUAGAGACUCUGGACAUCCCUGAGCCGCCCCCCAACUCCGGGUACGAGUGCCAGCUGCGGCUGCGCCUGUCCACGGGCAGAGACCUGCGGCUGGCGGUACGCAGCACGGACUCCGUGUUCCACAUGAAGCGGCGGCUGCUCGCGGCCGAGGGCGUGGACCCCGGCAGCCAGCGCUGGUUCUUCUCCGGCCGGCCUCUGACCGACAAGAUGAAGCUGGAGGAGCUCAAGAUCCCCAAGGACUACGUGGUGCAGGUGAUCAUCAGCCAGCCCCUGCCGGGCCCCACGCCCGUCGAGAACUGAGCCGGGCUCUCCCGCUCCUCUGACCCUUGUGCUCUCCUGCUCGAUGGCGUGAAAUGUACUUUCACGGCUCUGAAUUCCCUGUGAAUGGAUUUAGUUCUGAGGAAUGACCAGUGAGAAAUUCCAUCUGUGAUGGAGACCAACAAAAAUGAUUAAUAAAAACACAAAGAGCCUGCCUUGGA